This is a messenger RNA of Macaca mulatta (Rhesus monkey), 1175 nucleotides long. It is a transcript of the gene PIH1D1, whose product is annotated as PIH1 domain containing 1. The record is from RefSeq and is a predicted model, not a curated record. Lineage: Eukaryota; Metazoa; Chordata; Mammalia; Primates; Cercopithecidae. Gene Ontology annotation, cellular component: ribonucleoprotein complex; R2TP complex; cytoplasm. Gene Ontology annotation, biological process: rRNA processing; box C/D snoRNP assembly.
UGAGUGCGCAUGGGGUACUCGGAAGUGUGGCGUACUCGAGUCUUGUGUUACGGAUAGACCGGAAGUGUGGCUUCGUUUACAAUUCGGCAAGUAGGACGGAGAGCGCGUCCAGAGAUACAGAUUCCCAACGGAUUUGAUGACGGUGUUCGGUCUUGAAUGGAAUUGUAGUCUUAGGCCAGUCUUAGCUUUCUGAACAGGAUAAUAGAUCUCUUUUCCAGGGCCAUGGCGAACCCGAAGCUGCUGGGACUGGAGCUAAGCGAGGCGGAGACGAUGGGUGCUGAUUCGGCACGAUUUGAGGAGCUGCUGCUGCAGGCCUCGAAGGAGCUCCAGCAAGCCCAGACAACCAGACCAGAAUCGACACAAAUCCAGCCUCAGCCGGGCUUCUGCAUAAAGACCAACUCCUCAGAAGGGAAAGUUUUCAUCAACAUCUGCCACUCCCUCUCCAUCCCUCCUCCCGCCGACGUGACCGAGGAGGAGCUGCUUCAGAUGCUAGAGGAGGACCAAGCUGGGUUUCGCAUCCCCAUGAGUCUGGGAGAGCCUCAUGCAGAACUGGAUGCAAGAGGCCAGGGCUGUACCGCCUAUGACGUAGCUGUCAACAGCGACUUCUACCGGAGGAUGCAGAACAGCGAUUUCUUGCGGGAGCUCGUGAUCACCAUCGCCAGAGAGGGCCUUGAGGACAAAUACAACUUGCAGCUGAAUCCGGAAUGGCGCAUGAUGAAGAACCGGCCAUUCAUGGGCUCCAUCUCGCAGCAGAACAUCCGCUCGCAGCAGCGUCCUCGGAUCCAGGAGCUGGGGGACCUGUACACGCCGGCCCCUGGGAGAGCUGAGUCAGGCCCUGAAAAGCCUCACCUGAACCUGUGGCUGGAAGCCCCCGACCUCCUCUUGGCCGAAAUUGACCUCCCCAAACUGGAUGGAGCCCUGGGGCUGUCGCUGGAGAUCGGGGAGAACCGCCUGGUGAUGGGGGGCCCCCAGCAGCUGUAUCAUCUGGACGCUUAUAUCCCACUGCAGAUCAACUCUGAUGAGAGCAAGGCAGCCUUCCACCGGAAGAGAAAGCAAUUAAUGGUAGCCAUGCCGCUUCUGCCGGUGCCUUCUUGAUCAGGGUGUUUCCCUGUGCUCCCGAGAUGGGAAGAAACCGCUGGCUUCCUUAAAGUUGAAAUAAAAGAUUUUUGCCUUUG